AUGGUUUAUCAAAAAGAUCAGGAACUUAAUCUGUUUGAAAAGUUUCAUUAUCAUAGAAAUGAAUUACAUGUUUCAUCAUGUUUCAUUGUUGGUAUGAAUCUUAAUAAAAAAAUUGAAUCAAAGAAAAUCACAAAUGCUUUAAAUCAACUUUAUAAUGAAAGAACCAAAUUAAGAUUAAACAUAUUUGAGAUUGAUGGUGCAUAUAUUGCUAAAGAACUUGAUAAUUUCCCUUCAACUUCAAUUCAAUUCAUUGAAAGUGAUGAACCACAAACAACAACAUUAAAUCAAUUACAUGAAACAACAUUUGAAUUUGGAAUUCAACAAACUUUAUGGCAAAUAGUUGUGGUUAAUAAUCAAUGGAUCUAUAUUCUUUGUGAACAUACAUUAUAUGAUGGUACUACAGCUGCUUUAAUAUUGGAAGACUUGUUACAAAUUCUAAACAAUAACGAGAUUUCAAAAGAUUUAAAUCCAAAUGAAUUUGAAUUUAAUCAAAUUAUAAAACCAUCAUAUUUACAUUUAAGUUCUAAAAUCACUGAAGUAUUUGCACCAAAAUGGUUGAAUUCAAUUGUCAACUAUUUUAAAACUAAUUCAUUAUCCAAAUUUGAAUCCUUAGAACCUGGUUGGAUCGUUGAAAAUGGAGGACAUAAAGAACAAACUUUCCAUACUGAAAAGCAUAUUAUUUCAAUUAGUUCAAAUGAUUUCCAAAAAUUAAAAAACCUAGGUAAUCAACAUUGUGUUAAGUUUACAAGUUUAUGGACUUAUUUAAAUUUAAUUUCAUUUGCUAAAUUACAAAAUGAUAAUAAUGUUAAUAUAACAAUCCCAUUUAAUAUAAGGUCAAUUUUGUCAUCUGAAUAUAGGAAAACUUAUGGAUUAUUUGUUGCAGCUAUUCAAUUAAAUUUAAUCCCUCCACCAUCAUCAUCAUCAAAUAUUGAUUGGGAUUUAUGUCAAUUUAUAAACAAUUCAUUACAAAAAUCCAAUAUGUUGAAAUCAUGUGAAUUAAUUGGAAUGUUGAGUUAUGUAAAUCCAUUAAAUCUUUUGGAAAAUUUAAUAUCAAACCCCAGAAUACCAACAUUAGAAAUUUCAAAUUUAGGUUUACGUGAUUCAAAAAAUGGAUUCCCUAUCUAUGCAAAUGAAUUUAUAUUUUCACAAUCAAAUAAUUUAAUUGGUGCAUCUAUUAUGCAAUCAUUAGCUUCAUCAAAUGAAAAAGUUAAUAUUGUUAUUGGAUGUGUACCUGAAUUUAAAGAUAAUUUCCAAUCAUUCAUUAAAGAAUUAGAAAAUACAUUAAAAGAGGUUUUGAAUGGUCUAUAG
Hansenula ciferrii is the source of this 1308-nucleotide messenger RNA. RefSeq lists its product as uncharacterized. Lineage: Eukaryota; Fungi; Ascomycota; Saccharomycetes; Phaffomycetales; Wickerhamomycetaceae. The transcript has a single exon. The record is from RefSeq and is a predicted model, not a curated record. Gene Ontology annotation, molecular function: N-acetyltransferase activity. The coding region runs from base 1 to 1308 and encodes 435 amino acids.